Messenger RNA from Acanthosepion pharaonis, 603 nucleotides. Lineage: Eukaryota; Metazoa; Mollusca; Cephalopoda; Sepiida; Sepiidae. The record is from the annotation of a GenBank genome assembly.
AUGCCUCCUAAAAAGAAACAGAAAGUAUCCACUGAUACGGAGUCAACAAAAAAGGCAACAAAGAAAGUGUCCGUUUCGUAUAGUCACUGGUUGAUGAAAUCAGAACCAGAAUCAAGAUUUGAAAAUGGAGUUGACAUGAAGUUUAGCAUUGAAGACUUGCAGAAAUGUUCAAAUCAAACUGACUGUUGGGAUGGAGUUCGAAAUUACCAGGCUAGAAACUUCAUGCGAGACCAAAUGAAAGUAGGGAAUAAAAUAUUUUUUUAUCACAGCAAUUGUAAAGUUCCUGGAAUUGCUGGAAUUUGUCAGAUUGUUAAAGAAGGGUAUCCUGAUCAUACUGCAUUUGACAAAAAAGAUCCACAUUAUGACAAGUUGUCUGAUCCCAAAAAUCCUCGAUGGUACAUGGUAGAUGUAAAAUUUGAACGUAUGUUAAAACGUUUCAUCCCUUUGUCUGAAUUGAAAGCACUUUAUUUGAAGCACAAACAAAGUGACGGACCAUUGAAGAACUUAGCCUUGUUCACAGCUGCUCGUCUUUCUGUCCAACCGAUUACGUCAGAAGAAUGGAACUUCAUUAUGGAAUUGGAAAAUAAAGAAUCAACUGCCUGA